Fimicolochytrium jonesii is the source of this 997-nucleotide messenger RNA. RefSeq lists its product as uncharacterized. The record is from RefSeq and is a predicted model, not a curated record. Lineage: Eukaryota; Fungi; Chytridiomycota; Chytridiomycetes; Spizellomycetales; Powellomycetaceae. The transcript is spliced from 2 exons. Bases 107 to 907 code for a protein of 266 amino acids.
UUUCCCCCCCUCUGUAACCAGGAUUUUUAUUAGGGACAGAAGCCUUACCAUCCUUGCUGUCCUCCCUUUUCAACUAUAAAUACAUACAUCCACUACACGCAGAAAGAUGUACACCCUCCAGUACGUUUCCGUCCAUGACACGCACUCUGACGACGGCCAAAGCGCUUGCUCGACGGGGCGCUUUGAUUCAGAAAUUGACGAGCGCGACGGGCAGGAAUGCGUCGUAUGCGGAUUUUCCCUCCGCGUCGAUCAUUGCCAUAUCGUCCCCAAGUCGGCCACUUCUAGGUGGCAGUUCCUUUUGCGAACCCGUAGAAUCCCUCGCAACAACCGGGGGGUCCAUGACCCCAGAAAUGGCUUGCUCAUGUGCCCGAAUCAUCACCAUACGUUCCACGACGGCCAUUGGUGCGUUAUCCCGGGAGACAGUGGGUACAUAAUCCGGAACCCUAUAGGCCACAGGGAAAUGGCCCCUUACGAUGGGCAGCCGUUGCGCCUGGACCUGUCACAUCGCAAUGCGCCAUUUGCGAAUCUCCUCACAAGUCAUGCUGCGGCGGUCUUGGGUAGUUUAUCCAUCAAUUACAUAUCGAUAGACAGUGCAACGCAGGCCGACAAUGGGGGCGGUGGUGGUAGUGGUGGCGGUGUUUCAAGCGGCGGUAGGGGGGGCGAUGGGUUGCAAGGUGGAACCGGGCAUCAACCUGCUCAGGAUCUACGCCAAACCUCGCAUGCAAGCCUCGACACGGCCACGCAAAGGCGCAGCCAAGGCGGCCAGCAGUACGUGUUGCGUUAUAUUCCGCUGACGAGUGAACAGCUAGCCGAAGAUCAACUCUACGAAAACAUGCUCGGAGAAGAGAAGACGGCCGAGGAGUCCGUCCGAGCCUUCAACGCAUCGCUUGCUCGAGCUGGCGAAUAGCGAGUUUCCAUAGUCCUUUGAUGCGAUCAAAAUCCAUUCGAAGUUCCCGGAGUACAUGGGCAGAGUGUAUGAUUCUCUGCCAAAAAACAC